Brachypodium distachyon (stiff brome) is the source of this 1660-nucleotide messenger RNA. RefSeq names its product probable protein phosphatase 2C 70. The coding region runs from base 252 to 1313 and encodes 353 amino acids. The record is from RefSeq and is a predicted model, not a curated record. NCBI's taxonomy places the organism in Eukaryota, Viridiplantae, Streptophyta, Magnoliopsida, Poales, Poaceae. The transcript has 12 exons. Gene Ontology annotation, biological process: protein dephosphorylation. Gene Ontology annotation, molecular function: protein serine/threonine phosphatase activity; cation binding.
AACGGAGAUACGCAAUCUUCCCCGAAUCCCCCAACCUCGCCAUCUCGCCUCGCCUCGCCUCGCCUUUGCCUUGCCUUCUUCCCCUCAUCCCCGCGAUCUCCUCCCUACAAAUACACGCCCCACCCGACACCAUCGCCACCUCCUCCUCCCUCUCUUCCGUCCGUCGUCGUCGUCGUCCUCCGCCACCUCGCCGCACAUCCGCCGCCCGGCCGCCUCGUGGUCGGGGUUUCGAUUCGCGGAGGGAGUACGGAAUGGGGACGCACCUCAGCACGCCCAAGACGGAGAAGUACUGCGCCGAUGGCGAGAACGACCAGCUCCGCUACGGCCUCGCCGCCAUGCAGGGAUGGCGGACCACCAUGGAGGACGCCCAUGCUGCUUUCCCACGGCUUGAUGACUGUACAUCCUUUUUUGGCGUUUACGAUGGGCAUGGAGGGAAAGCGGUUGCCAAGUUCUGCGCCAAACAUCUACACAUGCAAGUUUUAAGAAAUGAAGAAUACUCAUCUGGUGACUUAGCUACUUCUGUUCAAAAAGCAUUUUUCAGAAUGGAUGAAAUGAUGAAAGGGCAAAGAGGGUGGAGAGAACUGGCUGAGCUGGGAGACAAGGGACAAAAGUUCGCUGGUAUGUUAGAGGGCAUAAUUUGGUCUCCCAAAGGUGGAGAUUCAGAUAAACUUGGGGAUGACUGGGCCGAGGAGGGUCCACAUUCAGAUUUUUCUGGGCCAACGUGUGGAAGCACAGCCUGUGUGGCUAUCAUAAGAAAUGAUCAACUUAUUGUUGCAAAUGCUGGGGAUUCUCGGUGUGUUAUCUCAAGGAAGGGUCAAGCUCACAAUUUGUCAAGAGAUCACAAGCCAGAACUGGAUACAGAAAAAGAAAGGAUUCUGAAUGCUGGUGGUUUCGUUGUUGCUGGGCGGGUCAAUGGAAGUUUGAACUUGGCAAGGGCAAUUGGGGAUAUGGAGUUGAAGGGAAAUGAGAAUUUGCCAGCUGAAAAACAGAUUGUGUCAGCUGAACCUGAAGUGAACACUGUUAAACUUUCUGAGGAUGAUGAAUUCAUCGUUUUGGCAUGUGAUGGCAUUUGGGACUGCAUGUCAAGUCAAGAAGUAGUGGAUUUUGUUCAUGAAAAAUUGAACACUGAGGAUAGUCUAUCUGCUGUGUGUGAGAAGCUGCUCGACCGGUGCUUGGCACCUGAAUCUGGCGGGGAAGGAUGUGACAACAUGACGGUCAUCUUGGUUCAGCUCAACAAGCCUAGGAAGUCAGCUGCUACUUCUAGCGCCGACCAAUCUGCGGCCACCACUGAAGAGAUACGGCCCAAAAUCUGAGCCCCCUCUCCCAUUUAUGAACAGUGAGCCUGAUGACCCCAAGAGUCCAUCGCAGUAGUGCACCGCCGCAGGGCAGCCGAGCCAUGGUCAGAAAGUUCUGGCCGCUGAUAGAAAAUUGGGUAGUAAAGUGGUGUAUAUAACAGAGGGAUUAUAUUCGACAAUCUCUAUAGGGUUUGUUCUUCUAGCCUUCUCGCGUUGCAGCCUGCAAUGCAUAGCAUCUUUGUCCGUGGAUAUGGGUUGUGUGGAGUGCAUGAAUUUUCCGGUGCUCGUUUUGUUUUCUGACAUUUCGUGUCAUUUUCCCUCCGGUUUGGAUCAUAUUGCUGAAUAGUGAAUAGUGUAGCAGACUA